AUGCGGUGUUUAAUCGAGUUUCUCCUUAUCGCGACGCUGACAUCGGCCGUUUCUUCACUGGAAUGUUACGUUUGUUCGGAGCAAGAAGAAAACAUUGGCAAGUGCGGAAAGGCGAUCCAGAUUUGCGACUACGAAGAUGACGUGUGCAUGACGCAGAUUCGAUGGGGCAGCACCCCGUACUGGUCUCAAGGCUCUGACAAGCAAUACUAUGUGACGAAGUCUUGUUCCAACGCGACAACGUGUGAGCGAAGUCGCGUGGCGAGUCUGCAUCGGUGUCACAGGAUCUGGUAUGAAGACUGGGAAUGUACCGAGUGCUGCAAAGGCGACAGAUGUAAUUACUACAUCACUCUGGGGGCGUCUGGAAUGGCUGCAAGCAUCGCAUUGGUCUUGAGCGGCCUCCUUGUCGCCAUUUUGGGGCGGAUGUACGGUGAUUUAGUGUGUGCGCUUCUCGGGGUUCCAGGAGCGUUUUACAAUGUGAAAGGCGAAGGAACGGAAGUUUUCGUCGAGCCGAGGGUGUUGGACGUGCUGUCAUCAAAUGCAGAUUCCGUGUUGAUCGAGAAAAUAUGUGGGAUUGCGACGAGUUACUGCCGUUUGCUGAGGUUCAUCAAAAAAUUUUCCGAUUUUCGUCGAAGAGGGGAUGAGAAGUACACGGAUUACUAUCAAGUGUUGGCAGAAGGUUUUAGAAGACUGACCAAACCUUACCGAUUGACGGUUGCCAAGCUUGAGGAAGAGAUUUCAUCAGGGCCUGGUUCUUUGAUGAAUUUUUGGUAUGCCUUGGAGCAAUUUGAUCCAGUUCUGAAGGCCUUCAAUUAUUUGUGUUUUGAGUUGGAGAAUCUGCAAGUUCCUGGAAGUUGUGUUUUGAACGUGUUGGACAAACAUAGCAAUAAAGGAGUCCCUUUCUUGAAAGAAGCCUGUCUUGAAUUGAUGAAGGAAUGCAGAAUGCCAUUUCUGAGGCAUUUUGCGAGCUGGGUCUUGCUUGGUGUGAGCCAAAAACGAGAGAAUGAUUUCUUCAUCACUGGCGGCAAUGAAGAUGAGUUGGGAUUUGCGAGUGUGACCUUGAAUCCUCAGCAAUUACCAGUGUUCAUCUCUGUUCGGCUUGCCAAUCUAAUUUUGAAUUUAUCCAAAAGUGUGUUACUUUUGAGGAUGUUCGGUGGAUCUCAAAAUAGUGAUUUGUGGCAGAAGGUUAGUGAGAAACAUCCAGAAGUAUUGAGGAAACUGAAAGAGUUGAACGAAGAGCCGGACGAAAUCGUUUUCAAGCGGAAUUUCCAAACGCUGGUGGAAGAAAUCGGCGCUAACAUAGACAAGCAAAUGGCCAAAAUGAUCCUCGAAGAUGGAAAACUGGUGGAAAGUUGCUUGUUGGUCAUCAAGAAUCAUUUCCUAAUGGGACAGGGAGACUUACACACAGCGCUUGUGGCAUCCAUUACAAAAUUGUAUUCAACUAGGCGUCAACAGAAGGACGAAACGAAGAUACAACCAAGGAUCAAUGAAUGUGUGCGAGAUGAGCUAGAAGCAUGUAACCUCGAAAAGUUCCCAAAUGGUAUCCGAGUGGUAUCUCGAGAACCCUGCAGUUUCACGCUUGAAUUCGACAUAGGCUUACCCUGCAACCUUGUGGUUUCUGAAGCGCUAAUAGCCACCAAGUACAGGCCCAUUUAUGAAUUUCUGGUGCGUGUGCGAAAGGCGCAGAUUGGGCUCUUAUCCCUGAGCUGCAGAAGAAUGAAGUUGAAGGUGAUGCCCAGAGGCGACAAAGCUAGAGAAGCGUGUUUGCUCAUGGAAAUGCUGUUCGUUGUGAGGCAUGUUUUAUCCUUCGCUGACUGGUUCAUUGAGGAGAAAUUUGCCGAACUUCUGGCUGGGAUCAAAGCAGAGAAAACUGCGCUGGAUCAAAUCAGAGGAUUGCAUGAAACAUUCGCGUUUGAAGUUGGUGCACUAAUCAACUCCAUUUUCUUGAAGGCAAUGAAGAAAGUGUUGGAUGCUUGUGACAACUAUUGUGCCCUGCUGAUGGACUCCCAGGAUGGAUACACUGAUGAAUCAGAUGCUCACAAGUGUUUCCUGGUGGAGGCUGCAUUCAAACAAGGGGUUGUUGCCGUCAUGCAAUUCACGCUGGUAGCUCACAGGAAAGAAGUCGCGACUUCACUCAAGGAACUAACGAGGCAGUUGUGUGCCAAUCCACAUAUGCUUGCCAAAUACAUUCCGUCUUCCUACGAAGAGGAUGGGAUAGAAAUCAGAUCUCUUCUUGGCCGCAUAUAAUCUAGCUUUAUCCUGGUUUUUCCAUCAUUUUGCAUUUUGCCAAGAAUCCUCAUUUCCACCCUGUGCGUGUUUUUUCUUUCAUCAGAAGCAGCUUUUUUGAUCGAAGCGGUAUAUUUAAAGAUUCAUGUGGUGAACGGGGAAAAUGAGCUUCAACUUUGGGUCCAUCUGUUGAAGUUUGGUGUCCCAGAAUUUAAUUUUGUUAACUUAUUUUUUUAUUAUUUUUUUGCAACGGUGAGUUUCGAAUAUUUUUUUGUGAUUCUGUGAUAAACAGAACAAUGAAAUUUUGUAUUGCAUUUCCAAGUUGAAAAUGUUUUUGUAUGAGCCAGAAGUGCGUGUGGUGGUCAGUGUUAUUGGGGACAGAUGUCAUCUCAAUAUAAGUUAGUGUUCAAGCUGGAUUAGAAGAGUAAUGAGCCCAGGACAGGGGCCAGAACUACUCUGAAUUCCUGGGUUUAAGGAUGAAGUGUAUUUCACACAGGUUAAUAACUACUCAGUGAACUCUUGCUUCAACUGCUAGAUUGAACUGGAAUACUGUAAUUCUAUAUAAUAUUUGUAUCUCUUGACUGACUAACUCAAUAGUUUAUAACUACCCUUCAUUAUUUUACCAUUCAAUUUCAAGGUGGAGUGUUAAACUCAAGUAAAUACUGAGAAAAUGCAUCAUUGAUGGCGCGCUUGCCUAACAGGUGUUGAUGAUAGAAAGAUCUGUGAUAUGUCCUGCGA
Molecule: messenger RNA, 2961 nt
Organism: Notodromas monacha
Lineage: Eukaryota; Metazoa; Arthropoda; Ostracoda; Podocopida; Cyprididae
Source: the annotation of a GenBank genome assembly